AUGGAUUCGUCAGCAUCGCCUGCUGCCCAGGAGGCAAAGGAAACCCCGAUCAAGCCUCCAGUGGAUGACAGGGACAACGACGACCAGGAUGAGGCAGCUCGCAAGAAGGCUGCUGUUCGGAAGAGGACGAAGACGGGCUGUUUAACCUGGCGAAAGCGCCGCAUCAAGUGCGAUGAGGGCAGGCCCAUCUGCAUAAUUCAGUCGAAACCCUCAUCGCACGCCCCUCCACUGGCUGCCAUUGCCCCCAAGCCCCCAAUGACACUCGAUUUCCAGAACUACCCACCGGUUCCCUAUGGGGAAUCUUAUCAGGCACACCAACAACAUCAGCCAAGCGCUGCGGCGUCGUCGACGUAUAGCUUCAACCAGGGCUCCUACGAGCAACCUCCGGUGCCAGCGAAUACGGCGUACAUAUCGCCUGCUGCGUCCGUGCAUCAACAGCGGAAGCACAGCGAGGGCCAACAGUAUCUUCCAUCGCCCGCAAAGGAAGAGGAUGGAUUUCAUGGUUUCGGGGAUUCGAGCCAUACUCAGACGAAAAGCUACGCCGCGCACAAUGAGAUUGCGGCAAGCGGUCCCGGGUUUCAGGAGACUGAGGUUGCGAUGGACGAGGUGCAAGAACGAACCCAAUGGGAGCAUGUGUAUUCAGACGAGGACGCCUCGAUGGGUGAGUCGGAGGAUGAGUUCGAGGCUCUCCCGCGUGAGAGCACAUACGGAACUUUGGUGCAAAGCCACAUGGAUGGCCCUCUGGACGGGUUCGGCACGGAGAUGCGAACUUUCACGGCAUUUGCGAACGACGAAACCCUCACAUCAUACAUUCCGCAGGCGAUUAAUUCGCCUUUGAACGACAGUAAGACGGCUGCGCUUUUCUGGCACUUCGUCAACGUUACCGGGCCGAACACCUUCCCCAUCGUUGCCUUCCAUCACCCCGCACUCCUGCAAUCCAUGCUAGCCAUCGGGUCAUUACAGAUCGCAAGGCUCAAGGCGUUGCCCCCGACGGCAGCCAUGAAGCACUACCACCUGGCUAUCAGACGAAUUGCCCGCAACGUUCGCAGCCAUACCAAGAGGACCCAGCCUGCAACGCUGGCUUCGACGCUGCUCUUGGCUUUCUUCGAGGUCUGGAAUUCGGACCAUUCAAAUUGGUGUCAACAUCUUCUCGGAGCGAGAUUGUUGUUUAAGGAGAUACCAUUCCGAGACAUGACCAGAAACAUACUACCGCUGAAAAGAGCGAGACGAGCUAUGUUUGAGCAAGAACGAAACCAACCCCUAGACCCCUUUUUCAUGGGUCACGAUAAUGGCGAGGCUGACAAGAUUGACCUUGAUGACCUCGAUUUGGGGUUUUUGAGCGAGAUCACAGGCCAAAAUGUGGAUUACGACGAGGGCACCACGCUCUCGGGGCUGUACUACACGGACCGCGAUAUCGAGCAGUAUGAGCACCUACGAGACCUCUUUUGGUGGUACUCUAAGAUGGAUGUCUACCAAGGACUUCUCUCAGGUGGCAAGCCCUUCUACGGCACCUAUGAUCAUCUCGUGCUGGUGAUGGCGCGCCUCAUGACCUUCGCCGCGAAAGAUCUGCCUCGUAAGAGAAAGUCGCUGAAGACCUUUGGCAUGAUGGGUGGUCCGCCAGGAGCUGGGAGGGGCAGAGGCCAAGGUGGUCCUCCGGGGCCGCCCGGAGGCCCGCCAGGGGGGCCACCGGGGGGACCGCCUGGUGGGUUCCCGAUGGGCCCACCCGGAGCGCUUCCCGGUAUGAUACCUCCCGGUGGCAUGCCAAACAUGUCUGGGCCGCCUUCUGGAGGCUUCCCAGGCGGCAUGCCGCCAGGGAUGUUCGGGCCAGGGGGUCCUCCUGGUGGGCCACCUGGGGGUAUGGCCCCAGGCAUGUUUGGAGCCCUCCCCGGAGACGGCCCUGCAAGAGGCAUGCCGCCAGGAAUGUUCGGUGCGCCCCCCGGGGGACCGCCCGGAGGACCGCCCGGAGGACCACCAGGAGGACCGCCCGGAGGGUUUUCCUCGGGCCCUCCAGGUAUGGCUGGCGGCCCUCCCAGAGGGCCACCAGGCGGUCCCCCGGGUGGCUCACCCCCCAUGUUCCCCGGCAUGCUCCCCAAUGUUGGAAAGACCUCCCUCCCCAUGGGUUUCAGCCCACCGCGUGAGGGAUCACCGCCAAAAGAGAAUCCGGAUGAAAUUGAUCUCGAAAGCGGCACGGCAGAGGCCAUGCGCGAAUGGGAGGCCAUUCGGGCUGCAUUUGAGACUCUGCGGGCGAGGUUCGGACCAGAGUUUGAACCCCUCGGCCCAGAGUAUGCCGACCGCAGAGAUUCGCCGUUCGGGCCAACAUUGCAAUAUCGCACCUUCUCUGUCGCUGGAGUCUGGCUCAACUACUACAUGUGUCUGAUCCACUUGUACCGGACACACCCCAUGAUGCCGCCCGCAGCUAUGAUCGCCCAGGGCAUUCAGGCGCGGCACACGGCGCAUUUUGCGCAAGAAAUUGGGCGAAUCGCGGCAGGCCUCUGCGACGACCUGAGAGAUGUGACUGAGAUCAGUACGCUGGUUGGUGCGGCCCUCGUCGAGUGCUCCCUGCCUCUUUUCGUAUCUGGCAUUCAGUUCCAAGAUGACGUUCAACGAAAAUGGAUCAUCAAGCGGCUGCACGAUAUCGCGCGAUUGACAGGUUGGCAGUCGGCAAGAAUGAUUGCUGAAGGAUGCGAGUCUGGAUGGCGCAAGGCGGCUGAGAUGGGGCGGGGGCCGCCAUACACGAGGGAUCCCAAUCUCAUGAAUGAGAUCCCCAAGUCGAUGAUCAGGGGCCCCCCAAAGAUCAUGGCGCGCAUCGAGAAACUUGACGGUGACGACGCCAAGCUGGCGGUGGCUCGGUCAGAGAGGGCGGCAUAUGCCAUUGGUCUGAUUGGUAUUGAACAGGAGUUGAGCAGGCUAGAUCUGAAGGAAGGUAACUAA
This is a messenger RNA of Verticillium alfalfae VaMs.102, 2931 nucleotides long. RefSeq lists its product as hypothetical. The coding region runs from base 1 to 2931 and encodes 976 amino acids. Gene Ontology annotation, molecular function: DNA-binding transcription factor activity, RNA polymerase II-specific; zinc ion binding; transcription cis-regulatory region binding. Lineage: Eukaryota; Fungi; Ascomycota; Sordariomycetes; Glomerellales; Plectosphaerellaceae. The transcript is spliced from 6 exons. Gene Ontology annotation, biological process: positive regulation of transcription by RNA polymerase II. The record is from RefSeq and is a predicted model, not a curated record. Gene Ontology annotation, cellular component: nucleus.